GAUAACAUGAUAUUUAAACACAUGGUUACAUUGCGUUCAGAAAUUAUUAUCUUUGAUAUAUUAUAUUACCGUUGUUAUUAACCAAAUAUUAAACAAUGAUAUCUGGGUGCACUUGGGCAACGUUUCUGAACGCAGUCGAGCGCAGUUGCGAAGAAUAAUCUAACCUGAUUUUAAUAAUCUAACCUUGUUGUCCGCGUUGUCGACUUGUCGGCGUCGAUUGCGUCGAUGAGCGAGGCGUAAUACGAAAUACUGUUAGUAUUUUUGUUUUGCGCAUUUUUCUUUAACAUGGAACUUGAUAGUUCUAUAUUGAUGCAAAAGCAAGUACGGGAUAAUUCGGAGGAUUUACAAAGUGAGUUUCUGGACUUAAAGAAUUGGGAAGAGCAAAUGAAACGAAAGGAGCAGGAGAUACUAGGUGAACUUACAGGACAGCAAAUUAUACCGCCUGUCAGAAAAAACACUAAGAAAAAAUGCGUAGUAAAAGAAAGCAAAACGUCUGAAAGUUCAAAACGAAUAAAGUCACACGACUAUUCAUCAUGGGACAAAUUUGACAUUGAGAAGGAAUGCAAAAAAUUAGAAAAUGAAGAACAUUCCGAUGAGUCUGGGGAAGAACCCUUGGAUAAGGAAGAAUUGGAAAAGAAUCGCAGCAAAGCGAUAGAAUACAAGCAGCAAGGCAAUGAUUUUGUGAAGCAAAAGAAGUGGGACAAGGCAAUUGCUUCAUACAGUGAGGCAAUAAAAAUUUUUCCUUAUGACGCUAUAUUUUACGCUAAUCGUGCAUUAUGUUAUUUAAAGCAAAACAACUUUUAUUCAGCAGAAGCAGACUGCUCAUCUGCGAUACAAUUGGAUGAAACUUAUGUGAAGGCUUAUCACAGGAGAGUCACAGCUAGACUAGGAUUGAAGCAAUACAAAGAAGCAAUGGAAGAUGUAAAGAAGAUUGCAGAAUUGGAACCGUGCACUAAGGACACCGAAAUCUUGCUUAAUCAAGUUAAAAAGCAAUUUGGAAAUUCGUUUAUGUCUGGAAAAGACACAUGUACAACUGUAUCUGAUAAUAAAAAGAUAAAUCAGAAUAUAAUUGAUAAAGAGGGUAAAAGUGAUGAAAAUAAUAAGGAAGAUAAAAAUAAAAAGGAAAAUAAAAAUGAUAACAAUAAAAAUAUAACAAUAAGAAUGAUAAGAAAAGAAAAUAUAGAUAAUAAAGAAGAUAAACAUAAAGAAGAGGAUAAAAAUAAUGAAAGUGUUGAUGUAGAUAAUACUGUAAAAUCAACAACUAUAGAUGUAACAGAACCAAGAAAGAAUCAACGCAUUCCAGAUUGGCUACCAGAAAAGGAUGAUGUUGAAAUUGUAGAACCUAUUGACAAACCUCCUCAUUUACGCUCAAAGGACUCAUUCAAGAGAAUACCUGUGCAAGAAGCCGAUUUAACCAAACCUUUUGAAGAAGACAUGAUAGCAACAUGUAGUAAAAUUCAACAUGUAGAAUUAUCAAACAUACGUUCUGAUAAUCUUACCAAAAAAGAGGAAAGCAUUGCAGCAUAUAAACUGGAAGAAAAUUUUAACGAAAGAUCCAUAGAAAUGCCUCCUGUACCGACAAAUUCAGUGCAGUUUCUAAUAAAUUGGAAAAAAUAUUCCUCAUUUGAUUUGCGAUACAGAUAUUUAAAGCAAAUACCACCAGAUAACCUGCCAAAAAUAUUUAAAGAUUCAAUGGAAAGUAAUAUUUUCAGUGAUAUCCUAACAACACUCAAGACAGAAUUUGUAAGACGAAAUGAACCUAUAUUUUCAUAUUUAAAAGAUCUCAGUAAUGUUAAGAGGUUCAGAGCAUUUAUUAUGUUUAUCAGUAAUUCAGAAAAACAAGAUCUAAAGCUCAUGUUCUCAUAUUGUAAUACAUCUGAAAAGAUACCUGAGAAAGAAAUUGCAGAUUUACAGGAAAAAUAUGAAAUUUAACAAUUUAAAGUUUAAUAAUAUACGUUUUGGAUUAUCUGAAACAAGGUAAGCUUAAAUAUUGUAACAAUGAUUAUUUUUGUUAAUUGUGAAUAAACUCUUUUUUCAUUCUAA
Molecule: messenger RNA, 2043 nt
Organism: Solenopsis invicta (red fire ant)
Lineage: Eukaryota; Metazoa; Arthropoda; Insecta; Hymenoptera; Formicidae
Gene: spag
Product: RNA polymerase II-associated protein 3
Exons: 8
Coding region: 286-1932 (548 amino acids)
Molecular function (GO): protein binding
Source: RefSeq, a predicted model, not a curated record